AUGCUCGCUUCUGUUUUCACUGUCACGCUCCUCGCCUCGCUCCUGGGACGCUCAGUCGCCGCCCCCACCCCGGCCCCGGCUGAUGAGGACCCAGCGCUCGCCAAGAGGCAGAACGCUCCGCUUUUCGGCGGCUGGGACCAGGACCAGAACGUCACCGAGCUCGUCCAGGAGCUCUCGGACCAAGUCAACCCCAUCGACGCCGAUGUUCUCCUCCCCGCUGACGGCUUUGUCUUUGACUUCUUGAAGGCCAAGAGCUUUGGCGGCGGUGGCAAGGACGGCGGCGUGAUUCUCGCCGACAACACCAUCUUCCCCGGCGUGGUUGGAAACGGCAUGUCGUGGCUCGUUGGAUUCCUCGGCCCCUGUGGUAUGGUCGCUCCCCACAACCACCCUCGUGCCGUUGAGUAUCUCAUGAACAUUGCGGGCCCCCCUCUUGCUGGUGGCUCUUUCAAUGAGAACGGCUCGCCCUUCUUUGAAGGUAACGUCUCCGCCGGCGAGGUUGUCGUGCUUCCCCUCGGUUCGGUCCACUAUGUUUCCAACACGGGCUGUGACCCCGCACUCAUUGCAGCUGCUUUCAACUCUGAGACACCCGGUGUCGGCUUCCUCUCGUCCAUGUACACCGCCUUUGACCCAGAGACUAUUGAUGCCGCCUUUGGUGACGACUCCGCCCAGGUCUUUGAUACCUCAAAGAUCCCUGCUGCUGUCAACCUCGGCCACCAAUCGUGCCUCCAGCGCUGCGGUAUCAAGGCCGACACGUUCAACAUCAACGGCAAGCUGUCCAACCCCGACCUCAUGAACAUGGCCUUUGCUGGCUACCUCAAGGCUCAGAACUUUGACUUUGCCGGUUACGACGCCUCGACGUUCCAGCAGUACAACUAA
This is a messenger RNA of Apiotrichum porosum, 876 nucleotides long. RefSeq lists its product as uncharacterized. Gene Ontology annotation, molecular function: manganese ion binding. Bases 1 to 876 code for a protein of 291 amino acids. The transcript has 5 exons. The record is from RefSeq and is a predicted model, not a curated record. Gene Ontology annotation, cellular component: cell wall. NCBI's taxonomy places the organism in Eukaryota, Fungi, Basidiomycota, Tremellomycetes, Trichosporonales, Trichosporonaceae.